Messenger RNA from Orcinus orca (killer whale), 2687 nucleotides. RefSeq names its product notum, palmitoleoyl-protein carboxylesterase (gene NOTUM). The transcript has 11 exons. Gene Ontology annotation, molecular function: hydrolase activity. Lineage: Eukaryota; Metazoa; Chordata; Mammalia; Artiodactyla; Delphinidae. The coding region runs from base 637 to 2250 and encodes 537 amino acids. The record is from RefSeq and is a predicted model, not a curated record.
UCCUUCUGUCCCCAGUGAGGUGCACUGGGAAGGUGAGGUGAUGGGGCAGAUGCACUACGGUGCUUGGAGGUCACUGAACAGAAACCAAGGCGGCAGCUCUUCCAUCCGCGACCACCCCAGGGGCGGCUGGGACUGCGGGAGAGGUUCUUGGGGGUCCUUGGCAUGGGGUGCAAAGCGAGGGCGCACGCGGGGAGGAUCCAGGACUCCGCCCCGAGGCCCACCGACCUCGAUAAGUGGCAGCGCCCCCUCUGCCCCCACUGCCCUCCGAGGGCCGCCCAGAAUCUGUCCACCCAGGCGCGGGACAGGGUGACUCCCCCGUGGCGCCGUGCCGCGGCGCCCAGUCCCUCCCGCAGGUCGCCGAGGGCGCCGGGGCCUCGCACCACACCUGUCCGCUCCUCCGGGAGGCCCCGGCGCCUCUGCUGCCGGCCCCUCGGCGCGGAGCCCUGUGUCCGCCGUCGCUUUGAUCCCGGGGGCCCCGCUGGAUAAAAGUCCCGGGAGGCUCCGCGCCAGCGCCAGAGGGGAGGCAGCCGAGCCGGGCGUACCAGCAGGCUGGCGCUGGGCGAGCGACGCCGAGGAGCCGGGGCCGCGGGGCCGCCCUCGCCGCCCGCGGUGGCCGCGGGCCCGAGCAGCGCGGCCAUGGGCCGAGGGGUGCGCGUGCUGCUGCUGCUGGGCCUGCUGCACUGGGCCGGGGGCGGCGAGGGCAGGAAGACCUGGCGGCGCCGCGGCCAGCAGCCACCCCCGCCGCCGCCCCCGCCGCGGGCCGAGGCGGCGACGGCGGCUGGGCAGCCGGUGGAGAGCUUCCCGCUGGACUUCACGGCCGUGGAAGGCAACAUGGACAGCUUCAUGGCACAGGUCAAGAGCCUGGCACAGUCCCUGUACCCCUGCUCGGCACAGCAGCUCAACGAGGACCUGCGCCUGCACCUCCUGCUCAACACGUCGGUGACUUGCAACGACGGCAGCUCGGCCGGCUACUACCUGAAGGAAUCCAAGGGCAGCCGGCGAUGGCUACUGUUUCUGGAAGGAGGCUGGUACUGCUUCAACCGGGAGAACUGCGACUCCCGAUAUGACACCAUGCGGCGCCUCAUGAGCUCCAAGGACUGGCCGCUCACUCGAACAGGCACGGGGAUCCUGUCCUCCCAGCCAGAGGAGAACCCCCACUGGUGGAACGCCAACAUGGUCUUCAUCCCCUACUGCUCCAGCGAUGUCUGGAGUGGGGCUUCAUCCAAGUCUGAAAAGAACGAGUACGCCUUCAUGGGCGCCCUCAUCAUCCAGGAGGUUGUGCGAGAGCUCCUGGACAAAGGGUUGAGCGGGGCCAAGGUGCUGCUGCUGGCAGGGAGCAGCGCGGGGGGCACAGGAGUGCUGCUGAACGUGGACCGCGUGGCCGAGCAGCUGGAGGAGCUGGGCUAUCCAGCCAUCCAGGUGCGGGGCCUGGCUGACUCUGGCUGGUUCCUGGACAACAAGCAGUACCGCCGCACAGACUGCAUUGACACCAUCACCUGCGCGCCCACGGAGGCCAUCCGCCGGGGCAUCAGGUGCUCUGGGAGGGAGGGCCCAUCCUGUGCAGAGGGCCUGGGGUGUGGUGGCAUCUGUGGGUGGAGAAGCUCAUGGGAGGCCAGGGGCAGCCUAACCUGCAGCAUGUGGCCUAGGUACUGGAAUGGGGUGGUCCCGGAGCGCUGUAGGCGCCAGUUCAAGGAGGGCGAGGAGUGGAACUGCUUCUUUGGCUACAAAGUCUACCCAACCCUGCGCUGCCCGGUGUUCGUGGUACAGUGGCUGUUUGACGAGGCCCAGCUGACUGUGGACAAUGUGCACCUCACGGGGCAGCCGGUGCAGGAGGGCCAGUGGCUGUACAUCCAAAACCUGGGCCGUGAGCUGCGGAACACACUCAAGGACGUGCCGGCCAGCUUUGCCCCUGCCUGCCUCUCCCACGAGAUCAUCAUCCGAAGCCACUGGACAGACGUCCAGGUAAAGGGGACCUCGCUGCCCCGGGCACUGCACUGCUGGGACAGAAGCCUCCACGACAGCCACAAGGCCAGCAAAGCUCCCCUGAAGGGCUGCCCCAUCCACCUGGUGGACAGCUGCCCCUGGCCCCACUGCAACCCAUCUUGCCCCACCAUCCGGGACCAGUUCACGGGGCAGGAGAUGAACGUGGCCCAGUUCCUGAUGCACAUGGGCUUCGACGUGCAGACAGUGGCACAGCAGCAGGGCCUGGAGCCCAGUAAACUGCUGGGGAUGCUGAGCAGCGGGAGCUAGGGCCCCGCCCACCUGCCCUCCAGGCCCUCCUGUCCUCCUAGGGCCGCAGGGCCCCGGCCAUCCCCAUCCUGGGUCUGGAUGCCCUCCCCUGGCAGCCUUCACUGCCUCUUUCCCACUGCCUCUGGGAGGCCCAGCCUGAGAUGGACCCACCGUCAGCCCAGCUGUGGCCCUGGGCCCCCUCCCAUCCCUCCCUCCUGACUCCCGCCUCCAGCCCACAGUGGGGAGUCAGAAGCACUGGAUUCCUCAGCCCCCAGCCCAGAAGGCCCCGCCCCAGCCCAGCCCCCAGCCUCGCCUGCCCUUUUGUAUUAUUUUAUAAAGUGACUUUUUUUAUUACUUUAAUUUUUUAAGAAAGAAAAAUAAGCAAGAAAUAUAUAGUGAAUGAUAUUGUUUUGUAACAUAUUUUUUUUAAAUAAUGAAGAAAAAAGAUAACAAAAGAG